AAUAAUGCUGAAGUAGUUGUUUACGAGCUCGAACUUGUGUGGCUAGCUUUGUUUUGCUAUUUGAACGAGUUGAUGUCUCAUAAUGCCUAAUAGAUAUACCUCCAUUCCAGAGCCUGGCCAAGUGAAUAUUUAUAUGGAUGAUAAUGAAAGGAAGGCACUACACCAUUGGCACUAAGUCAUGUCAACUGCUACAUGUACCUUUUCCUCUGUUUGUUUUGUCACAGACUACAUUGGAAAGCCAAGUUACAAUGUCUUGGAAUGGUUUAUUCUGUCUAUUGUGCAUUUAAUUUGGGCAAUCAGUUUACCAGUGACUUGGUGGUGUAGUUUCAAGAUGAUACCUCAGUAUGAAAGGGCACUUAUCUAUAGACUUGGGAGACUGCAAAGAGCAAAAGGCCCAGGUUUGAUCUAUGUCAUUCCUUGCAUUGAUAGAUGGAAGAAAGUUGACAUGCGAAUGAGAGCUUUCAAUGUUCCUCCCCAAGAGGUUUUUACCAUAGAUGGUGGGCUGCUUAAAAUCGGAUCAGAUGUUCAGUAUAGAAUAAUGGACCCAAUGGCAUCAUUUAAUGAGCUGCAGGACCUAAACCACACUUUGAGAGUAACUGCAGUGGCAGCAUUGAACAAUGGCCUUGCAGGAAAAAAACUUGCAGAGAUUGAGAAUGAAAAGAAUUAUUUAAAUGCUAUCUUUCAGAAUAAUCUAAACAGAACAGUAUUCCCAUGGGGUCUUGAAAUUGCGAGGUUUGAGUUGACCAAGUCAACUAUUCUCAAAUCAUCUAAAGGAGGUGGUGAUGACUUUCCGGCAGAUCAAGAUCCAUUGCAAUCAGUUCUCUCAGCAUUAAAAGCAGGAUUCACAUCAGGAGCGAACCCGUUUGCGUCUGCUCUAGGAGCAGCACCAACAGUCAGUCAUGCACCCGAUCCAGAUCUUUUGACACCAUCUGAGCUCUUUGCAAUGACUAAAGGGUUUCUAAGUGAAGAAAUUGUGAAGAAAAUUGAUGCUGUCUUUGAGUUUGAUAUAUCUGGUAACAAUGGUGGCAUGUGGUGCUUAGACUUAAGGAAUGGACAAGGGUAUGUUGGAAAAGGAAAAGCACCAUGUGACCCAGAUGUUCGCAUCAGAAUUAAAGAUACUGACUUUCAAAGCAUGUAUUAUGGCAGACUGCCCCCAACCAAUGCCUACAUGAAUGGGAAAAUGGUAAUUGAAGGAGAUAUUAAAGCAGCAAUGAGAUUGGAAGAUCUUAUUAAAUGUAUAAAAGAGCAGCAAGUGAAAUCAUAGUUGCUGGGAGAUACAUGCAUCAUAAUUGAAGAAUUGUCAUGGACCAAUUACAUAUUAUGCAGAAUGUAGCAAAUCUACAAUUCUUGAGAGACAUUGAUGAGACUUUGUAUCUAUCCCCACAGUUUAAUUUUUUAUACACCUGUGCUAUGUUUGUGCCCAACUUUGGAUGUUAAGGGGGCAUUGUACUAUACAUCACUGCUACAUGUGUUGAGGGCAAUGUCUCAACAGCGAUGUCUAGAAUUGUUUGUAUUUGUUAGAGACAAGAUCUGCUCUGGUUUUAUUGUAAGUAUUAACAGCACUUCUUAAUUGUCCAAAAUGUACCCUCAUUUGACAAGAACCUUAGAUAUGCACCCAUUCUCUAGCCAUGGCCCAUUCCCACCCACUGAAGCAAAUUAUGGCAUUGCAUAUGGAAGACUGAGCAAUUCCACAAUUUUUCAGCAAGAGCAUUUGAUCCUGGGGUUCAAAGAAUGCAGCAUUGAGUCAAUAUUUAUUUUUGGUAAAUAACUUUCUUAUGCCACUUGUAUUCUUAAAAGUAGAAUUGCAUGUAAGCACGCGAACAAAUUAUUUGGUUUAAAAUGUUUGUAAUUUAAUUAAAUUGUUCCAUAUUGAUAUUAUGCACCA
Rhopilema esculentum is the source of this 1885-nucleotide messenger RNA. NCBI's taxonomy places the organism in Eukaryota, Metazoa, Cnidaria, Scyphozoa, Rhizostomeae, Rhizostomatidae. The record is from RefSeq and is a predicted model, not a curated record.